UAUUUAUGUAAACGUGUAAUUUAUAAAUUAAUUUAGACUAAAACUUUCAGUAAUACAACUCUUAUAUCGCAAUUUAUAAAGUGAUAAAGUGUAACAUUGGUGGCCAUUACAAAACCUAAACUUUUUAUCAGAACAAAUGUCCAUUUGAUGUUUCGGCGACGUUGUGACUAAUCUCACGGAAAGCUAACUAAAAAUCGCGUAUUGUGCUUUUAUUUACUGCAUAUAGGAAUCCUAAAGUGCUGUGAACUUAAUUAUUGAGAAUCCUUGUUGUAAAUUAUUUCAAAACGUUUUGUGCCGAACGACAAUUAUUGGGGUUGACUUCUCACAAGGAACUGUCAAUUGUUACAUUUUUUCGAUACAUUCAUUUCUUUUAUCGACAAAUAUUAAUUAGCCGAACACGUAUAACAUUAGUUACCCGAAGAUUGGCUGUCUGCAUGGCGAUUUUGGUAAUUUGACUAAGUUGGACACCCACAUCGCUUGUUGUUACUCUUCAAUGAACAUAACAUUGGCACGGCGACCUCUAUUCACUCUCGCUCCCUUUCUGAGUAAAAUCGUGUAAAAUCAUUAAUUUGAAUUGUGUACCAAAGAAACUACAGUUAUCAUUUUGAGAUUUCCGAUACGAGUCGUCAGGUGUCGCCGAAACAUUUUGUGUUCACUUGAAAAAUUGUGUUUGCAGUGUAACAAAAAUGAUUUUGAGAUAAAUUGUCUAAUAGUGCAGUGGUCAUAGUAUUGAAGUGAAGAAAAAAAUAGCAAUAAUAAAAAAGUGACAAAAGUGUUGUGUUGGAUUGUGUUAUGGCGACGCGUCGCUGGCUGGUGUCGUGGAGGCUGUGGUGACAUGGGCUGCGCUGCGGCCCCGACAGACGCUGGGAACUGGGAGUGAGCUAGUGCUGGGCUUAGAGCCUGCACAACAAGUCUUGUAUUAUGAAUAAGCGUGACAGCAGUAAAGACAAAGAACGACAGAGUGACGACAAGAGAACAUCUACCGCAACCGGUGCGGUGGGCGGGCGUGGUGUGGGCGGCAGCAGCGCAAUGCAUACGUCGAGGCAUUCCGUCACCUCGUCUUCGGGCGUCCUUAUGGUGGGGCCCAAUUUCCGCGUCGGCAAAAAGAUCGGCUGCGGAAACUUCGGGGAACUCAGGCUCGGAAAAAAUCUCUACAACAAUGAACAUGUAGCGAUUAAAAUGGAGCCUAUGAAGUCAAAGGCUCCACAAUUGCAUCUAGAAUACCGAUUUUACAAGUUAUUAGGCACGCACGCGCCGUCGACAGCGGAGGGCAUACCGGAGGUGUAUUACUUCGGUCCUUGCGGUAAAUACAACGCACUGGUGAUGGAGCUACUGGGGCCUUCGUUGGAAGAUCUCUUCGAUCUGUGCGGCCGUCGAUUCUCUCUAAAGACUGUGUUAAUGAUCGCUAUGCAGUUGUUACAUCGUAUCGAGUAUGUCCACACGAGACAUCUAAUAUACCGUGAUGUAAAACCGGAAAAUUUUUUAAUAGGUAGAACUGCAACAAAAAGGGAAAAAAUCAUUCACAUCAUUGAUUUUGGUUUGGCCAAAGAAUAUAUAGACUUAGAGACAAACAAACAUAUUCCAUAUCGGGAACACAAGUCACUUACCGGGACUGCAAGAUACAUGUCAAUAAACACACAUUUAGGAAAAGAACAAUCUAGACGCGAUGACCUAGAGGCUCUUGGGCAUAUGUUUAUGUAUUUUUUACGUGGUUCCUUACCCUGGCAGGGUUUAAAAGCUGAUACACUUAAAGAGCGAUACCAAAAAAUUGGUGACACCAAGCGAGCGACGCCUAUUGAGGUGCUGUGCGAAGGGCACCCCGAGGAGCUGGCGACGUACCUGCGCUACGUGCGGCGGCUGGACUUCUUCGAGACGCCCGACUACGACCAGCUGCGGCGGAUGUUCCGCGACCUGUUCGAGCGCCGCGGAUACGUCGACGACGGCGAGUUCGACUGGACUGGCAAGACCAUGUCUACCCCCGUGGGUUCGAUACCGACCGGUCAUGAGAUCGUUGUAUCACCAAACCGAGACAGCCAUCAGCCCUUCCAUAAGGAUGAUUUGUGUGAUUAUAUGAUUGGUUUGGUUGAGGACGAUGAGGCGGCGCUAAUUUCCGGAGAGAUGACAGCGUUGGCGAAGACGAAGGAUUUCGGCACGGGCGGCACGGCGAACACGGGCGGUAACUGGCCGCACAGUGGGAAGGCCACGCCGCUCAACACCGGACAUCUCACGCCCGCCGACAGGCACGGAUCUGUGCAGCUAUUGAAGAAUAAACAUUUUCGGUAUGUGAAAUUUCCCGGAUCGGUAUCCACGGUGGUAAGUUCAACGAACGGCGAGCUGGGUGCGGACGACCCGACGGCGGGCCACAGCAACACGCCCAUCACGCAGCCCCACCACGAGGUCGACGUGGUUGACGACACCAAGCAAUCUGUAUAUUCCAGAUGCUGUUGUUUCUUCAAACGCAAAAAGAAGAAGUGCGCCGCGCGCGCCGGCAAGUGACGCGAGAGCACGUGACCUCCCCCCCCCACCCCCGCACACACACACACACCCGGUUGCUCUGCACACACACACACAGCUGGCGCGACUCUGUCUACGUACAUGUACUCUACGUUGGCUACCACCCUCAUUUCAAAACCGUUUAUUGAUGGUUUGAAAUCAUGCCACAUGUUUAUGUUUUUGCAUAAAAUCGUGUGAAACGUGUACCCCCAAUACGCGCUCGUCACGUUGUCCUAACACGGUGGUACUUAUAGGCUUCACACGGCCGCGUUUUAUUAAGGCGUAAUGUUACAGCCGCUGUUGAUUAGACUGUUUAGAUGCUAUUUAAAUUAUAGUGACGACGAAAGAACGCGGUUAAAAUAUUGUAGACAUCAUUUCGGUGAAUGAAAUAUUUUUGUUAUAUAGUGUAAAUGUUGACAGAAGUUUUAAGGCAAUAAAAAGAGGGAUGAGAAGUACGUUGUUAUUAGUUAUAAAGUUGAUAUAAUAAUAUUCUUUCGUCGCACUAUAACUUAACCGAUAUGUUUAGAGCAACUGGGUUUUUAUGUACCAAACAUGUAUUGCAGAUUACUUUAACAAUCGUAUGCUACCCGAUCCUCGAUAAUCAGAAUUUUUAAUCAAUAUUAUUUUAGAUUUUGUAAUUUGAGUAAUCCAUAAUGCUAACUCAUUAUACGAAGCUAUCAUAAGGUUUAGUUUCAUUUUGACCUUACGAAACAAAGGUGCAUAUAAAUGUAUUGAGUGGUUGGCAAUCAUAUAUUACAGAACAUAGUAUACAAAACGUUAUACUCGUAUGUACCCGUUAUAUACAUUUAUUACGUUAAUUGUUAAUAUAUAGAAAACACUUCCAUUCGAAUAACAAACAUUACAAUUUUCUGUUGUCACUGCUGUUGACAUUGUACAAUGGUUGGUUAAAUUUCGUAUGACUCUCACUAGAAAAUUGAUAGUUUGUAUUAGUUAUUCUGAUACGGUAGAUAAAUUAUACAUUCGUCGGAAUCCCCACUUGAGUGUUAUGGGUGGGGUUCUGUGGAGCGGUCACUGCUAGGCCCGGAGUUGUGUUCCGCGGGACUGUCCCCGGGCCGCCCUCGGCUCGGUCAACUGAUGUCAAUUCAAUCGUUGUCUGCAACACCCUACGUAUCUCCCCGAUUACCACUGUAAUUAACUGUAACGUUUUAAGUUAGUGAAAUAGGGUCCCCCAAGCUAAUACUGUUGAAACGGGCGUUUAAUGUAAGCAAUAAAAUGUUUGAAUUGUUUGCCGUGUGCGGUUGGCAUAAAGUUUAUAUUUUUGUGUUCCCGUCCGUAGUGAAUUACGUUUAAUUUUUCACCAAAACUUGUAAAUUGUAUGUUGUCUCUGGCGAGACGUGAGAUUUACUUUACCUCAUCGACACUCGCAUUACGUCCAUGGCCACUCACUCGCAUCGCCUCGACGAUGCCCAUUCCAGCACAUAGUUCGAACAAAUCACAGAUUUGUGCAUUAGCUCGCUCGUUCAUUAUUCAUCAACACCCGUAGUUUAACAAAUACUUACUGAGUAGUUGUAUAUCGCUUUGUUUCCGUUAUUAAUGAAGCAGUGAAAUAUUAUUUUUGUACGUUGUUCGUGUUCAUUACUAUUGUGGUUGACUUCGAUACGUGCACGAGUAAUGGAUAAACAGCCAAUAUUGUGACUUUAUGAUAAGUUUGUGUGUUGAUGAAUUACGUGUUUCGUCCGCCGCGGGUUGAAUGUGGCGCUCGCGUCCGCGUGCCUGCAGGUUGUGAUUAACGAGUCCGCUGAGGUCAUCGAUACUGUAUUGAUGAAGUAUUAAUGGCUAUGUUGCAAUAUGCAAGCCUAUGGCCCGAUAUUUGUUUGAGAGGUAUUUACAACAGUUUCUUCGUAGGUUUAAUUUUAUCUUUCGCUGUCUCCGUGUCACGUGACGCGAGGGACCAUUCAACCCGCAGCUCGUAUGAGUACUUUUAGAUUAUAACUUUAUUUAGUCAUUGUUUACCUAAGUUCGAUUUGUAUGGAAACGAAUAUUUAAAUUGGCUCCGUUCCUAUAGUGACGCCACAUAAUUUCCUAUCUUUAUUUAUAUCUAUUAUUAUAGUUUUUUAAGAGAUAACCAGAAAUUUAUUAAAAUAAGAGAUAACGUGUAAGUAACGGUUUACUUUUUCAAUACAUGCUUUUGUGACAAACAUGACCUUUGACGGUUGAUUGAUUCGAUAAAUGUUAUUAUUAAGUGUGCAAUAAUUUAUAUAGAAAAUCAAUACAAUAGUGUUAAAACGUAAUUUGUUUCAAUCGGUGUACCCCGUCGAGUCCCGAGUGAACCGGCUUCUAUAUUCCUACAAGACUGAAUGAAACAUUUCACCUUGUGUACAAAUAAACAUACGUGACUCUGGGCUCAUGUCAAUUUGUAUUGUUGCAAUUCACUUUUGUUUGAUUGUAAGUCUUAUGACAGAAUAUAUCAUUUUGAUUAGACUAAUGGAAGUAUUGAGUAGUCAGCGUCGGAGUGUCGUGUGGGCGUGGCCGCCGCCCUGCAGUAGUAGCGGGCAGCGGGGCUCGCGGGCAGCGGCCCAGUUAAUUAUAGGCGUCGUAUUGCGACGAGACUGAGAUCAUGCGUAGCGCGGGCCUCACCCGCCAGAGUGCAGCCCGCCAUCCCGCGUUAAUGUUAUAUACGAAUUCAAAUGUCACGAGAUUCAUGUGGCCACACGACUAGGGCGGUCGCUAACAUGGUGUAUAAAUUGUACAGCUUUAAAAAAAACAUUUGUAUAUUUUUGCUUGGACUGGAAGCGGCAAGGUUUCGACAAGCGUGAUUUGCAUAGGAGUAAGAUAUUUGUAGGUGUCGCUGUCAUCGACGCGGCGCCGCAGCAACAUGCCGAAUUGUUUUCAUAUAAUCGUACGUAAAGUGCGUUGCGGCGCUGCGCCGGUGGCUCCGACAUCAGCGUAAGGUAUUUUGAAUUAGUCACGGAUAUGUAGUCAUCACAAAAUUGUAUCCAAUGCGUUAGAAGUUAUUAAUUUGGCUAAGUACGUUUGAAGUGUUUUAUAACAUAAAAAAAUAAACAUCUUGUUGUGUCGUUUUCAUAUUUUUUAGAAAAGUAUAGAUAAUGCGAAUAUUGUCGAUAUGUAAAAGGAAAAUUUUUAAAUCAAUUCUUUAAUAAUGGUUUUUGAUAAAUUAUUGUAAACAAAUUGAAGUAUUCUUCUUGUUAAAUGGAUCGUUAAUUCUUAUCGUACAACCAUUGCAGUAUAAUCGAGUGUAAUAAACCUUAAGUCUUAAUACAUGAUUAAUACCAUAAUUGUACCUAAUUGUUACUUUCUAUUUGCUAGAUAGAAUAAUCAAAUUAGAUUGGGUAUUAAAGUCGAAGUGGAGCGUGUGAUCUGCAGAUUUGAACGAACGAGCUCUUCGUGUGUGUAUAGUGAAUGUUAUAAGUAACAAAUUGUUGGUAAAGAGAGACUAUGGUAGGUCGCUGUGUCCAGCGAGCAGGCGAGAGCGGGCGGACGCUUCACGUAGCCGUCUCGAGUCCGGGAGCAUUGUAAAUUAACACUAGCAUGGUACGUGGUGACGUGUGAACUGUCGCUGAUCGCUUGAACAUUCACAACUACUAUCGUGACUAAAAUGUAUUCGAGAGUAAUAAAUAACUACAUUAAAGUGCACUUUUUUAUUUUAUUGCAUACUUCGAAUUGAAUUUCUGCUAUGUAAAAAUAACAUGAUUAUUUAUUGUAAAGGGCGCACGACGCGUGCGGUGCGUUGCCUCUUCCUCCAGCGCUCGCGGUAAUCACUUGUAGUUAAUUUAAUUUUAAUACUUCGCUUACUAAGUAAGUCUUGUUCAGUCGGCUUGUGGACGCACGAGGAAGAUUAUUGAAUUGUAGUUAUUAACGUUUAUGUAUUAUACAUGCUUUUCCAACAGAAUUGAAUUGAAUGUAAAAGUAAGUAUAAAAAUAAAAUUCAUAUUUAUAGAAACAAUUCAGUGUUUAUUUUUCUGUAAGAUGGUAAAUAUGGGAUAUGUAUUCAGUUAUGUCACAAACCUUGUUCGAAAUUACGAAAAUAUUUGUUAAUUCAUAAUUAAAUAAAGCUUAUUAUAAGAUAA
Trichoplusia ni (cabbage looper) is the source of this 6542-nucleotide messenger RNA. RefSeq names its product casein kinase I (gene gish). The record is from RefSeq and is a predicted model, not a curated record. NCBI's taxonomy places the organism in Eukaryota, Metazoa, Arthropoda, Insecta, Lepidoptera, Noctuidae. Gene Ontology annotation, molecular function: protein serine/threonine kinase activity; ATP binding. Gene Ontology annotation, cellular component: cytoplasm; plasma membrane; nucleus. The transcript has 14 exons. Gene Ontology annotation, biological process: peptidyl-serine phosphorylation; positive regulation of canonical Wnt signaling pathway; endocytosis. Bases 922 to 2496 code for a protein of 524 amino acids.